ACUAAUGCCACCGGAAAAUUAGGCAUCCCUUACGCUUGUGCUGCGGCCUCUCUAGCGCCACUGAGCAAGGCUGACAAAAAACGCACUCUUCGACUUGCAGUCAGCAUUUGGGAGGACGAACCAGAUCAGGAUGAUGCCGGACUAUCUAACCUUACUGAUUUAAGGAUUGAACCAGAGCUUUCACAACGAAUGGCGCAAAUUGGACUCGAUCCUUAUGAGGGUAAAUGA
Messenger RNA from Protopolystoma xenopodis, 228 nucleotides. The record is from the annotation of a GenBank genome assembly. Lineage: Eukaryota; Metazoa; Platyhelminthes; Monogenea; Polystomatidea; Polystomatidae.